This is a messenger RNA of Rhizophagus irregularis DAOM 181602=DAOM 197198, 1377 nucleotides long. The record is from RefSeq and is a predicted model, not a curated record. NCBI's taxonomy places the organism in Eukaryota, Fungi, Glomeromycota, Glomeromycetes, Glomerales, Glomeraceae.
AUGGAUGAAAUUAAACUUAGUGAUGAUGUAAUUGAACAAAUAAAAGAUUUUAAUCAUCGUUUUUUGAUUGAAGAACAAGAAUUGUUAAUUGAUAAACUGAUAUUAAAUGAAGAAUUAAAAGAACUUUAUAAAGAGUAUGGUUUAUGUAAUGAAUGUAAACAACCUAAUAUUGGUCAUUUUUAUUGUAAGUCGUGUAAUUUUAAACGGUUUCAUCAAAAUUUCAAAAAUUGGACAAGUGGAAAUCAUGACGUUGAUAAUUUUACUCAAAAUACACAAUUAAAAGCUAGAAAAUUUGAAGAAAUUUUGGAAUGGAUUGAACAUAAAAGUUUUAUAAAUGUUAAAUAUCUAGCCGAAGGAGGAUUUGGAACUGUUUUUAAAGCAAUUUGGGAAGAUGGAUUUAUUGGUAGUUGGGAUUCUGAAAAAAAUCAAUGGCAUAGAUUAAUGCAUAAAGAGGUUGCUUUGAAAUGUUUACAUAACUCACAAAACAUUACAACGGAAUUUUUACGUGAAAUUGAAUUGUUGCUUAUUUUAGCAGCUAAUAAAUCUGGUCGGAUAAUUCGGUGUUAUGGUAUUACUAAGGAUCCAAUAACAAAUAACUUUAUGAUAGUAAUGGAAUUAAAGAAAGGUAGUUUAAGACAACAUUUAGAUAAAGAUUUUAAUUCAUUAGAUUGGAAGAAAAAAUUAUAUAUGUUACAAGUUAUUUCAUUUGGUCUUGAAGAUAUUCAUAGUAAUGGAUUUAUUCAUCAUGAUUUUCAUUGUGGAAAUAUAUUAAGUGAUUUUAAUGAUAAAGCUUUUAUUACUGAUGUGGGAUUAUGUCAACCAGCAAAUAUGAAGAUUUCUCAAGAAGAUAAUACUUUUGGAGUAUUGCCAUAUGUAGCACCUGAAGUUUUAAGAGGAGGAGUAUACACUCAAGUAAGCGAUAUUUAUGCAUUUGGAAUUGUUGCAUAUGAAAUUUGUACAGGAUUUCCUCCUUAUCAUAAUGUGCCUCAUGACGAAUUCCUAGCUUUAAAAAUUUGUGAAGGAUUGAGACCAGAAUCUAACUAUAAAAUCCCUAAUCUAAUUUUUGACAUAAUUAAUCAAUGUUGGGAUGAAGACUCUUUAAAACGACCUAAUGUAGUUGAAUUGCGAGAGUUAUUUCGGAAGAUGUAUAAUGAUUAUAACGAAGAUUCUGUAAUUAAUAAGCAAAUUAAAGAGGCAGAUGAAAUUAACAGCAAAUCAUCAUCAUCUACAGUUAAAUCACCUUUAUUAUCAACCAGUACUCUCUCGUAUACAACACAUCCUCAAGCAAGUUACACAAGUAGGCUUUUAAGUUUUAAAAAUCUUUCAAAACUUAAAAAAACUGAUGAUAAUUCGUUUGAAUUAAUGAGAAUAGAUUAA